This is a messenger RNA of Salpingoeca rosetta, 5031 nucleotides long. RefSeq names its product ABC transporter. The record is from RefSeq and is a predicted model, not a curated record. The coding region runs from base 243 to 4802 and encodes 1519 amino acids. NCBI's taxonomy places the organism in Eukaryota, Choanoflagellata, Craspedida, Salpingoecidae. Gene Ontology annotation, molecular function: ATP binding; ABC-type transporter activity; ATP hydrolysis activity. Gene Ontology annotation, cellular component: membrane. The transcript has 3 exons.
ACCACCACCACCACCACCACCACCACCGCCACGUGUGUGCUUGUCACAGCAACAUUCAACGGCUUGGCUUGCUUCACUUGUUCCAGCACAGGGAGACGCUCGCUCCUGGCUCAUAGCCACUUUGCUGGCUUCAUUUAUUUCUCUCGCACAGACAGGUCACGUGUAGUGUACACUGAAGACUCACCCAAGCAGCCAGUGGACAAGCAAGCAAAGAACACACACACACACACACACAUCCAGCUAUGGCUGACAUGGGUGAAGUGGAAAUCAUCAAUGUGGACGACUUCGUUCCCAGCACCCCUCGCAUUGACCCGGGCGAAGACGACCAAGGUGAGCGGGAUGCAGAGACAGAGGAGGAGCAGGAGCAGGAGCUCGAGGAGCUCCACAACGCCUCCGUGGACAGCUUGCUGCGCCUCUCCAAAGGGCCAGUGUCAUACCGCGCCUUGCUUCGUCGCCUCGCCAAGGAGAUGCCAGAGCUGCCGGCCUGCAACAUUGAGCUGCGCGGCGUCACGUCCACGGUGGAGGUGCCCGUGGCCCAAGAGGACCACGCCAUCCCGACCGUCGCCCGCAACGCCUGGGCCGCCAUCAAGAAGCUGGCAGCGAUCGGCAAGAAGCAGGACACCCGCUCCAUCUACCGCCUGCACGACGUCUCCGUCUCCUUUCCAGCAGGGACCACCACCUUAGUUCUCGCUCCCCCAGGACACGGCAAGACAUCCCUGUUGCAGGCCAUUGCAGGGAUCCUGGACAUCAACAGUGGAGAGGUGCUGUUCAACGGCCGCACAGCGGAGGAGUCUGAGGCCCUCGUGCCGCGCCUGGCGGCGUACGUUGGCCAGGACGACGUGCACAUGCCGCAGCUCACCGUGCGCGAGACCCUCACUUUUGCUGCGCAGAACGCCAACGUCACCGAGCACCUGCCCGCCGACUCCGAGCUCGUGCAGGAGUACGCGCGGCAGCGGGUGGACCUGGUGCUGCGGCUGCUCGGCCUCACCAACUGUGCCGACACCAUCGUCGGCAACGACCUGAUUCGCGGCGUGAGUGGUGGCGAGAAGCGGCGUGUCUCCAUUGGCGAGCUCCUUGUCACCAACGCCCGCUGCUUCCUGCUCGACCAGUACAGCACGGGCCUCGAUGCCUCCACCACCAUCGACAUCACGCGCUCGCUCGUGGCGUGGGCGCACCUCACAGGCGGUGUCGUUGUCUCCACCAUGCUGCAGCCGCCGCCAGAGGUUGUGGACAUGUACGAUAACGUCGUGGUGCUGCGGGAGGGCCAGGUGGUGUAUGCGGGCCCCCAGCAGCGGUUGCGCCCCUUCUUCCAGGACCUGGGCUUCUACUUCCCGCCCAUGGACACGGCAGACAUUGUCACAGAGAUUGUCACGCACCCGAGCAAGUGGGUGCGCAAGUACAGUGCGGAGCACAAGACCCACCACAAGCAGCAGCAGGAGCAGCAGCAGCACGAGGACGAGCGGCUGCAGCUGAAGAUCACGGCGGCCAUCGAGGGCGAUGCCUCCGGUACCUCCGACACCAACGCCAACGCCAAGGCAGUUGCUUCCGCAACUUCGGCGGAGACGGCGUUUGCCAAAAGGCGGCGCAGCAGCAAGAUUGUGUCUCCCGAUAUGACGACCCCCAUCACCACCGGGCACAUGCGUAAGGCAUAUGAGGUGGUGGCGGCUGACCUGGAGGCGCAUCGCCGCGCGUCACUGCCCGCCACCAGCGACAGCGGUCGCCUCACCAACGAGUUCAGCAAGGCGCAGUAUGGCCGACCGUACGCAAAGUCGUUUGGACAGCACCUUAUGCUUAGCGUGCAGCGGCAGCUUCGGCUUAUGAGCCGUGACCCGCAGUUCCUAGUGGCCCAUUUGGUGCAGAGCUUGUUCCUGUCGCUGAUUCUUGGGUCCCUGUUCUGGCAGUUGAGCACUGCCGACUUUCAGCUGCGCGUUGGCCUGCUGCUGUUCGUCCCCACGCUGCUUGCCUUCAACAACAUGGCUGAGGUGCCCGUUGCCAUGGCCGUGCGCGACGUUGUCUACCGCCAAUACCACGCCGGCUUCUACUCCACCGCCGCUUACACGCUUGCCGUGAACCUCGUGCACCUGCCGCUCGCCCUGGCGGAGUCGAUCAUCUUCUCCUGUGGCGUGUACUGGAUGUCCGGCUUUGUUGAGGAGGUGGACCGGUUCUUCUUCUUCCUGCUCUUCCUCACCCUCGUCGGCUUCAGCACGGCGUCCAUGUUCCGCAUCAUCUCCUACGCCGUGCCCUCCAUGGAGGCUGGCCAGGUCAUGGUUGGGCCCGCCAACGCCGUCCUCACCCUCUUCUCCGGCAUUAUGAUCACCCGCGCCAACAUCCCGCCCUGGUUCAUCUGGAUCUACUACAUCUCGCCCUUCUCCUGGAGCAUCCGCUCCCUCGCCCUCAACGAGUUUGAGAGCGACCGCUACGCCGCCGCUGCCCACAACGGCACCAGCGCGCCCACGCUCGGCGAGCUGUACCUCGAGUCGUACGAGCUGCAGUCUGGUGGCGCGUGGAAGUGGUACGGCGUGCUUGCCCUGCUCGUGUACCUGGUCAUCAUGGUCUCCCUCAGCGUGUGGGUGCUGAGCCGUGGCAAGCCAGACACGAGCCGUGGCACGUCCCGGGUGGAGGAGAAGGACGACGAAAACCCGCACCUGUCGUACACGGACGACAAGGGCGUUGGCCAGCGCGCAGACACGGUCGUCAGCAUUGCAGCAUCCCUCUCCUCCCUCGACGACGAGACAAACACCGACAGCAGGACCAACGGCAACAGCAACAGCAACAGCAACAGCAACGGGCUGGGCAGCGUGAGCCGGGACCAGCACGCGCUGCCGUUUGAAGAAGCGUCGCUCGUGUUCAAGGACCUUUGCUACGAUGUGACAAUCAAGAAGGACAAGACGCACAAGAAGGAGACCACCAAGCGGCUGCUGAACAACGUGUCCGGGUACGCGCGGGCCGGCGAGCUGACAGCGCUCAUGGGCGUGACCGGCGCUGGCAAGACGACACUGCUUGAUGUGCUGGCCCGGCGCAAGACGGGUGGCACCACCUUGGGCAACAUCCUCGUCAACGGGACCGUGCCCUCCAAGGCACGGUUUGCGCGCCUUGUGGGCUACUGCGAGCAGAACGACCUGCACGAACCCUUUUCCACGGUGGAGGAGGCGCUGCACUUUAGCGCUGCGCUUCGAUUGCCUGCAAGCAUCCCCGAGGAGAAGCGCAAGGUGUUUGUGGAGGAGGUGAUGGACCUGAUUGAGCUGUCGCACCUGCGCAACCGCAUCAUCGGAUCGCCUGGCCAGGAGGGCGGGCUGUCGCAGGGCCAGCGCAAGCGCCUGACCCUUGGUGUGGAGCUAGUGGCAAACACGUCCAUCCUGUUCCUGGACGAGCCAACCUCCCAGCUGGACAGCCGCGAGGCAGAGGUGGUGAUGCGCGUCGUGCGCAACGUUGCCCGCACAGGCCGCACGGUGGUGUGUACCAUCCACCAGCCCAACGCCGAGCUGUUCUCCAUGUUUGACCAGCUGCUGCUGCUGGCCAAAGGCGGCCGCGCCGUGUUCCACGGGCCCACAGCCAAGCUGCAACCCUACUUUGAGGCCAUCCCUGGUGUGCUGCCCAAGGACGAGCACGUGAACCCGGCCACGUGGAUGCUGGAUGUCAUUGGCGCCAGCAGUGCCGGCGUUGGCGAGGACACCACGGCGGGCAGCAGUGAUGGUGGUGAUGGUGGUGCUGUCAACAGUGCUGUCGGCCGCAGCGCUGACGAUGAUGGUGCGUUGCCGCCUAUGUCCCCGGAUGACUUCCCGCGCAUGUACGAAGAGAGCGAGUUGCGGCGCAGCGUGGGCCGGCAGAUUGACGUGCUGGUCCGUGCUGCUGAUGGUAGUGCCGAUGAUAAGGCCGAGUCUGUGGACGAAACCAGCAUGCGUGCAACAAGCCGCGUGCAGCUGUCCUUCGUCAUGCGACGCGCGUUUGUUGCGUCCUGGCGCAACGUGGACUACAACCUGACGCGGCUGGUGGUGAUCACGGGGCUUGGGCUCCUGUUUGGCCUGCUGUACCUGCGUGUGAAAGAGGAUGACCUGGCUGGCGUUGUCUCCAAGAUGGCCGGCCUCUUCUCCACAGCCAUUUUCUCCGGCGCUAUCAAUCUCCUCACAGCCAUCCCAGUCAUCGUUGGCCUCCGUGCUGUGGUUGCGCGCGAGCGUGCGGCCAACAUGUAUGCUGGCUGGAUGCACAGCAUUGCCAUGGCGCUGGCGGAGUUCCCGUACCUGAUCGUGUCCAGCCUGUGCUUCCUGUGCGUGUUCUACUUUAUGGCAUCGCUCAGUCUGGACGGCGCCACCCUCAUCCUCUACUUCCUCACGCACAUUGUGCUGGCGUUCCUGAUGGUGUUUAUCUCGCACUUCUUUUCCAACCUGUUCCCGACAGCGGAGACGGCGACGCUCGCUGCCUCCACCGUCAUGUCCGUCUCCUUCCUGUUUGGCGGCCUCUUCCUCCCCGGCCCUGCCAUGCCGGAUGGCUACAGGUGGAUCUGGCACGCAAACUUCAUCAAGUACGGCCUGAACGCGUUGGUGGUGCCCCAGUUUUACUGUGACGACGGUGCCGGCACCGGCAACAGCAGCAUGCUGAGCGGCAACGCCACGUCCUGCCCCACCAUUGACCUGGUCACGCCUGACGGAAUUGAGGAGGUGACCGUCUCCAACUAUGUGCAGGACUUCCUUGGCCUCGACUACGAUAACCGCUGGGCGGCGUUCUUUGCUGUUGUGGGCUAUGCUGUUGGCUUCUGGAUCUUCUCCUUCCUUGCUGCCCGCUACAUCAACCACGUCAAGCGGUGAUCUGGUGAUGAUGUGGUGAUUGUUGUCAUGCGGUAUGUGGCACCGGUGCACUGGUUGGUGUUGCUAACCGUUGCUGAGUGUGUGUGUUUGUGUUUGUUGACGACACCGCAUGCACGUAUCGUGUGUGUGGCGCGAGAGGGAGGCUCAAAGGACUUAAUGACUGCUUGCCCUGUUUGAAUGAAGACCAGCCGUUGACGCAGUGAUGCGAGGAUAAACAAACAACACCCUG